GAUCCGAAUAUGGAAAUCUGGGUUGCACAAGUACAUCUCCUACCGACUGCGCUGAGUACUUAAGUAGGGAACAUUAUUCAGAGAAGGGGAAGUAAUUAGCAUUAAUCAACUAUUGUAUCCAUCACCUCCCUCGAUGAAACGCUCAGCAGUAUCUUAUAACGGAGAGCCCUCUUCACGCAACCGACAAAAAAAAACACGAAUCUUGGACCCAUCCGAGGAUCCGGUAAACUUUGCUGAACAAGUUGACGAGGCACUGGAAGAUCCCACCGCAAACCGUAGAGGUCGCGUCAAGACCGAAGGCUAUGAAUCUGACUCCAGCGAUGAUGGAGAGGGCGUUGUGCACAGCAGGAGAAAGGAGGAUGACAAGAAUGACGACGAUGAUAUGUUUGCGAUAAGUGAAAAAGAAAAAACAGAGAAAGCUGAUGGUAAAAAGAAGGACAAAAAGUAUAUGCGACUCGGUGACAUUGAAGGACAAGAAUUCCAAAACUCCGAAUCAGAGGAGGAUCUCUCGGACGAAGAAGAAGACGAGCCUGAAGAUGAGGAUGAUGCUGAAAGAAGGAAAAAGGCUGGGAUGGGUUACGAAUUGUCUUCUUUUAACAUGAGGGAAGAGAUGGAGGAAGGAAAGUUCACGGAGGAGGGGGACUAUGUUCGCUCGUUUGACCCACAUGUUGUUCACGAUCGCUGGAUGGAUGGACUAGAUGAGAAGGAAAUAAGACUGGCGCGCCGACAGAAGAAGCAUCAGGAGCGAAGAGAAAGAGAAAGGGCAAAGGCAGAGGAACAGGAGCGAGAGAGCAGUGGCGGGAAGGCAGCUAUGGAAAAGGAACUACUCUCCUUCCUCAAAAAGGGAGAAACCGUUUUGGAGGCCUUACAACGUCUCGGCCUUGAAGCAAAACGGUCUAAAUCCAAGUUGAAACGCGAAAAGACCUCCGCGGCGGAGACUACACCAAUCGAGCGUAUCACUCAUUUAGCUUCGACUAUCAUGGCGAUGGGGAACACCGAUGUGUAUUCUAUGACCUACGAGGAGCUCGUUCGUUCUGUCCGGUCAUCUGGGAUAGUAGACGCUUCUUGGACUGCUAUUUCCGCGGAUAAACGGUUUGAAUAUAAGUGGGAUGCCCCAGGAGCAGGACAAUCGACGGAAACGUUCGGUCCUUUCAGCGAGGAGGAAAUGCGCGCUUGGCACAAAGCAGCUUAUUUUGGCCUAUCAGGCGAAAAAGUCAAAGUGCGUCAAGAAGGUGAAGAGUGGGGAGAUUGGGAAGAUGUCCUGCCAUGACAUGAAUUUUACUUGCUCUCACAAUUCUGUAUUUCUACAUAGUCCUACAUGAUACACCCGAUACUAGUGAUGUAAAAAUACAACAUGAGGGAUAACAAAGUGGCGCGGGAGAAACCUUCUCUAGUGACUAAUGUAUUGAAAAACAAAGGAAACCU
Marasmius oreades (fairy-ring Marasmius) is the source of this 1425-nucleotide messenger RNA. RefSeq lists its product as uncharacterized. NCBI's taxonomy places the organism in Eukaryota, Fungi, Basidiomycota, Agaricomycetes, Agaricales, Marasmiaceae. Bases 134 to 1270 code for a protein of 378 amino acids. Gene Ontology annotation, molecular function: protein binding. The transcript has 3 exons. The record is from RefSeq and is a predicted model, not a curated record. Gene Ontology annotation, cellular component: U5 snRNP.